Molecule: messenger RNA, 909 nt
Organism: Macroventuria anomochaeta
Lineage: Eukaryota; Fungi; Ascomycota; Dothideomycetes; Pleosporales; Didymellaceae
Product: Fcf1-domain-containing protein
Exons: 3
Coding region: 193-783 (196 amino acids)
Cellular component (GO): nucleolus; small-subunit processome
Source: RefSeq, a predicted model, not a curated record
CUCGUCCCUGCGUGAUGCACUGCGCUAUUGCUAUUCCUGGGACCCACUGCUUCUAGCGUCUGGUCGGCGGCAGCAACAUCCGACAUUUUUGAGAAGUCGAACUCUUGGCAGCCGUAUCUGAAGUGCUCCACCAAAAAGUAUCAGCGCGUUAUCGACAUCCGCACGCGAACGUACCAGCACAACGUCGCAGCCAUGGGUGUCCAAAAGAAGACGCGCAAGUUCGCGCAGAUGAAGAGAGUCAUCGGCCAAAAAGAUGGAAGACUAAAGAAGAACCAAGCCGACGGCGAACUUGAAGCCAAAAAGAAAGCCGCCGCCGAAGUAGCCAAACGCGAAAUCCCCCAGGUCUCCUCCGCGCUCUUCUUCCAGGCCAACACCGCCCUUGGCCCGCCCUACUCAGUCCUCGUCGACACAAACUUCCUCUCCCAUACCGUCCACGCCAAGCUCGAGCUGGACAAAGCGCUCAUGGACCUGCUCUACGCAAAGGCCACACCCAUCAUCACCACCUGCGUGAUGGCCGAGUUGGAGAAGCUGGGCCCGAAGUACAGGAUUGCGUUACGCAUUGCGAGGGAUGAGAGGUGGGAGAGACUGAAGUGCGAUCACAAGGGCACGUAUGCGGAUGAUUGUAUUGUGGAGAGGGUUAUGAAGCAUAGAAUUUAUCUUGUGGCGACGAAUGAUAGGGAUUUGAAGAGGAGGAUUAGGAAGAUUCCCGGUGUGCCAAUUGUGAGUGUGGCGAAGGGGAAGUAUGUUAUUGAGAGGCUGCCAGAUGUCGCUGAUAGUAGGUGAUGGGGGACACUGGAGGAGGGGAUUUGGUUUAUGCAUAGCGCGGCGUUUGGGAUAUGGAUGGCACAUUGAAACACACGGCAGAGUGAACGGCAUCUCAACAUAUCAGGAAUGGAUUUAAAAGAUGAG